Messenger RNA from Condylostylus longicornis, 5247 nucleotides. RefSeq names its product tyrosine-protein kinase Fer (gene FER). The transcript has 15 exons. The record is from RefSeq and is a predicted model, not a curated record. Gene Ontology annotation, molecular function: ATP binding; protein tyrosine kinase activity. NCBI's taxonomy places the organism in Eukaryota, Metazoa, Arthropoda, Insecta, Diptera, Dolichopodidae. Gene Ontology annotation, biological process: protein phosphorylation. Bases 980 to 5065 code for a protein of 1361 amino acids.
UUCGGUAGGUGUGUACUAUUAUCGGAGAGUAUUGCGUCGUGCAGAAAAAAAGUUUUUAUUUUACUACAAAUAGUGAAUAUCUAGAAAUAAAAUAUUUACAUAUACGUCGUACUACUGUACACAAAAACAUACGUACAUAUUUUGUUAUAAAAAUAUAUAAAAUGAAUGAAGCAAACAUGUAAUUUAUCUUAUUGUGAAUUUUACUUAGAUUAAUGUUAAAGAAAAUCCGAAUGGUGGCGCUGUGCAUGUACAGUUUUAUGUUUUAUUAAAAAUAAAAAUAUCUAAUCUAUAUACAUAUGUACGUAAUGUAUGUGUAAGUUAUACAUUUUUUUACGAAAAUGACCGACUAAAUUUUAUGGACGUAUACGUAGGUACUCAGGUACAUAUGGUUUCAUAAAUUAAACAGUGUUAUUAAUUAAUGUUAAAAAUGUUCAAUAUCUACAUAAAAAAUUUGCAUACGAAAUAAUAGAAAUUCAAAAAACAGUGCACAUGCACUUAUAAGAAAAUAAAAUAUACGUAAACAUAUAUACAAAUUCACAAACCUUUAUUAAAAAAUGCACAGGUGUGUAACUAGGUAUAUGCAUACGUAAAUACAUUUAACUGUAAGCUAUAUUUUGGGUUUGAUUAAGUUAAAAAAUUAUAAAAGUAAGUUAAAAAUUAAAAGUAAAAAUUCAAGAAUCUGGUGGGACCUACUAAACUGACAUUUUAAAUUUUUUUGUGAAAUAAAAUCAAGCGAGAAAAAUUAAAUAGCAAUAUUAAAAACAAGAAAAGUAAAAAAUUAUCGCAACUUGAAAAAGAAAAGAAUUACUUUUACUAAGAUUUUAAUGUCUAAAAAAAAUAUUGUUAACUAAAAUAUAUCAUUUUUAGUUACUUAUCUUAAUUAAAAUAAAAAUUAAUUAUAUAUUUUUUAAAAAAAAAUUAUAAAAGUUGAAAAGUGUAAGAAAAUUUUAUAAAAAUUAAACGAAAUAAUAUUGCAAAAAUGGGCUUCUCUUCGGCUUUACAAAGUCGUGCAGCCCAUGAAGCAAUUAUUGGACGUCAAGAGGCUGAAUUGCGUUUAAUGGAAUUAAUGAAGCGUUCAAUACAAAUGAAAGCGAAGUGUGAUCGAGAAUAUGCAGUUAGCUUAGCUGGUGUUGCACAACAAGGAUUAAAAAUUGAUCGUGCUGAUGAAUUACAAGACAGCCAAAUUACAAAAUCUUGGCGAAAUUACAUGGAUGAAUUAGAUCAGCAAGCGAAACAGUUCAAAACAAAUGCUGAACAAUUAGAAGUUGUUUGUGAUAAAUUAUCUCAUUUAUCACAAGACAAACGUAAAGCACGUAAAACUUAUCAAGAAGAGCAUUCAAAAAUAGCCGCACGUCUUAACCACCUCACAGAUGAAGUUGUUCGAAAAAAGUCGGAAUAUCAAAAACAUUUAGAAGGGUAUAAAGCUUUAAGGACACGAUUUGAAGAGCACUAUAUUAAAUCUGGUCGAAGUGGUAGAAAAUUAGAUGAUGUGAGAGAUAAAUAUCAAAAAGCUUGUCGUAAACUACAUUUAACACACAAUGAGUACGUGCUUUCCAUAACGGAAGCUGUUGAGGUUGAAAAAGAUUUUAGGACAAUUCUACUACCGGGGCUCUUAGAGCAUCAACAAUCGGUGCAAGAAAGUUUUAUUUUGCUAUGGAAGAAUAUUCUACAAGAAGCAAGUCAACAUGGUGAUUUAAUUUCAAAUAAAUUCCAAGAUAUUCAAAGGAGGAUAGAUGCAGCCAUAAAUAGCAUAAAUCCAUGUGAAGAGUACCGAGAGUUUACAGAGAAACACAAAACUUCACCUGCUGCGCCAUUACUGUUUCAGUUUGAUGAAAGCCUUAUUGAAGAUAUUCCAGGAAAAUUACAAUCAAAUACGCUUACUGUUGAUAAUUUAACUGUUGAUUGGCUAAGAUCCCGUCUAAAUGAUCUAGAAAAUGCGGUUAAAGAAGCUCAAGAAAAACAAGAAAAACUAGUUGGCGACUCAAAUAGUUCUCCAAUUUUAGCUAAUGGAAUCAACGGUUCUGGAAAAGAAACUCAAAAACAAUCUAAAGACUUAAAUUCCUUAAAGUGCCAAGAAAAACAAAAACAAAAAUUAGCGGACAUGAUAAAAAGUGCAUUAAGCGAAGUUGGCUGUGAAGAAUUACCAUCUGGAUGUGACGAUCAUCUAGCGGAACAAAGUUUUGUUGAAAAUAAUAUUAUAAAUAAUGAUCAGCAACAACCGAAUAUACCACAUUCAAGUACAUCAACAACUUCGGUUUCUUCCAUGUUGCAUCGUCGUGGAGGAGAUGUUCUCUCAAUGCUAAGAGCUCCAUUUACAAGACGCCGAGUUGUUUCGGUAUCACCUAGAACGCCAAGAAGUGGGAAAAAGUCAAAGAAAAAACUAAAAAAUACACAACCACGAUCUCAAAGUUUAGGAUCAUUAGCGGUAAAUAAUUUGGAUGCUUUGGACGCUAACAAUGACGUUUCCUUAACAAGUACUAAUAUAAAGAAAUUUCCUAACCAAGUCAUUAAAAGAGGUACUUCCGCUAUUAAUUUACAUAACACAAGUAUAGCAGAAGAAGACCUUGAAAAUGAUGAUGAAACCCUAUGUGUAUGUAAUGUUGUUGCUUCUGUUGGAAAGACUAAUUCUGAGAGUGAUUUAACUAACAAAAAUAACAUUUAUGCAGAACUAGAACUAUCGGUUUCAAAUGAAUUACUACCAACAAAAUCACAAUCCGUUAAUGAUGGAAAUCGUUCUUCCAUUGUGGAAAAAAAAGACGACGAAAAUCUUAAUAAAAAAUGUUUUCAAAAGUUAAACCUAGAUAAUAUUGAAACUAAAUCGUCUAUUGAUGAUAGGUUAGAUAAAAUUGAUGAAAUCAAUCGAGUUCUAGAUAAAAAAAUGAAACAAAUUAUUGGUAUUAAUUCAAGUGAACCAACAGUGGAAUCUCGAAAGCCAAAUGAAAAUAAGCAUUCGCAGGAACCCAUUCCGAGCACAUCAAAAAAUAUUUCAGGAAGCUAUGUAACUUUCACAGAAACCUCAAAAAACUCUAAUGACGAUAAAAUAGAAACUAUUUCAAAUCCCGAAACGAAUACUGAUGAGAAACUUAAAAAUGAUUUACUGAAUUCAGUGUCCAAAGAAGACGAAAAUACUUUUAACAACCAUACUCAAAGUACUUUAAGUAACACCAAUACUGGGUCGAUUAAUGUAAAAAAGCGAUCGACAUCAUUUAGUCACAAAUCUUUGAACAAUUUCAUUACAAACAUAAAGGAAUUUAAAUUUGCAAUGAACUCGAAACUGCCGCCAAACCAAAUGAAAAAAACCGAUAGUGAAAAUGGUAAUGACAUUUCAGAAGAAAACUUCGACCUGAAUAAAAUGAAUGUUUUUCAAGAAAUAACUAGCGAAUCCAACGAUAAAAUAGAAAGUAAACAAAAAUUAAAGAGUUUAGAAAAAAAAAAUAACAAAAUUAAAAAGUCGAAAGCAAUAACUCAGACAUUUCGUUCUAAAGUCCUAAGCUUUCAAAUACGACGUGGAAGAGUUUGUGAACGUUGUUCGAAACGCCGCAAAAUUCAGCCGAUUAAUCGAGUUGUUGAUCUUUCAAAAGAAUUAAAUUUAACAAACGCUAAUAAUAAUUUAACAUUGAGCAUGGGAAGUGAUAACGAAAACGAGUUUUGUAGUUGUCCAACAAUCCCACUACCUACAACAAAUACAAUUGUUACAAACCCCAGCUAUGAUAUUUCAAAAAAUAUUACUAACAAUCUUACUAACAACACUAAUAGUAAAAAUGAUAAUAAAAAUUUUUUCGUACCGUGUGAGCUUUCUGGUAUUUCAAGUUCCACAGAAGAUAUCAUAACAGCAAAAGAUCACACUUAUUGUGAACCAUUUAGUACUGGUGAAAUGACAUAUUCUACAAAUCGUCCACUUUAUGAGGAAGAGUGGUUCCACGGUGUUUUACCUCGAGAAGAAGUUGUUAGAUUGUUAAAGAUCGAAGGAGAUUUUUUGGUACGAGAAACUAUUCGAAAUGAAGAAAGCCAAAUUGUAUUAAGUGUUUGUUGGAACGGUCACAAACAUUUUAUUGUUCAAACAACCGUUGAAGGACAUUAUCGUUUUGAAGGACCACCGUUCCCUAGUAUACAGGAAUUAAUUAUGCAUCAAUAUCAGAGUGAAUUACCGGUGACUGUAAAAUCAGGUGCAAUUUUAAGAAGACCUGUAUUACGAGAAAGGUGGGAGCUAAGCAAUGAUGAUGUUAUAUUACUUGAAAAAAUUGGAAGGGUAUAUAAAUUUAAUUUGUCUCAUACAUAUUCAUAUUGUAUAAGAAUAUAUGGAAACUUUGGUGAUGUUUACAAAGCUAAAUUGAAAUCAACUAAGCUAGACGUAGCCGUUAAAACCUGUCGUAUGACGUUACCAGAUGAGCAAAAGAGAAAAUUUUUGCAAGAAGGUCGCAUUUUAAAGCAAUAUGAUCAUCCAAACAUAGUGAAAUUAAUAGGAAUUUGUGUUCAAAAACAACCUAUCAUGAUUGUUAUGGAGCUAGUUCCGGGUGGUUCUUUAUUAAAUUUCCUCCGAAAAAAUUCUAAUACACUUACGAGUAAACAACUUGUAGGAAUGUGCAAAGAUGCAGCUGCUGGAAUGAGAUAUUUGGAAUCUAAAAAUUGUAUACAUCGUGAUCUUGCAGCUAGAAAUUGUCUAAUUGAUUAUGAAAAUUCUGUAAAAAUUUCCGAUUUUGGGAUGUCCAGGGAAGAAGAAGAAUACAUAGUUUCGGAUGGCAUGAAACAAAUUCCAGUUAAAUGGACCGCACCAGAGGCUUUAAAUUUCGGCAAAUACACUUCUUUAUGUGAUGUGUGGUCAUAUGGCGUUUUAAUGUGGGAAAUAUUUUCAAAAGGUGAUACACCAUACUCUGGAAUGAGCAACUCAAGAGCGCGGGAAAAAAUCGAUGCAGGCUAUAGAAUGCCAGCUCCAGAAAACACAUCACAGGAAAUAUAUCGUUUAAUGUUACGUUGCUGGGCAGCUCAACCGGAGUCUCGGCCGCAUUUUGAUGAAAUUUAUUCUGCUCUUGAUUUGCAGCUAACAAAUAAUAAUAUCGAAACAUAGUUGAACUAAGAUCAAUUUGAAGAACGAUUUGUGCAAUUUCUUGUAGAAAUUAUUUGAAAUAAGUACAGGAACAAAUAAUUUUCAAACCAUUUUAUACUAGAAAGAACAAAUCCAUUAAAGGACAUCCCUUUAAAUACAUUAAAAUAAAACAGUAUGGCUUUUUUUUGGAUUACAUAAAAGAC